AUGAUACUGCUCCUCGCCCUCAUUGCUUCGACGGUAUCGCCAACGCAGGCCUUUGGCUUACUGCUACGAAGCUCCGACUCGUGUCCAAGCAACUAUAACAAGUGUGCAGACAGCAAUUUGCCGGAUGAUUUCUGCUGCUCUAGCUCGUCAACAUGCAUCAGCCUGGACAACUCCAGCUCUGCUAUCUGCUGUCCAAGCGGACAGAGCUGUGACUACAUCGAAACAAUAACCUGCGAUGUGCAGCUCCAGAACGCAACAGCACAUCCCAAGAACUCUGUCAAGACAACGCGGCUGGAUGAUUCCCUCCCCAAAUGUGGUGACAAAUGCUGUCCAUUUGGCUACACCUGCACAGGAGACUCGCUAUGUGCCAUGAACACGUCCAGUGCAUCCACCCUUAGUGCCAGCCAGUCAUCCACAACUUCCACAACAGGGACCACAUCCUCCACAGGAGCCAUCACCUCCUUCACAACCUCCGCCUCUACAACCGAUGCCUCAAACCCCACCAUCGUCCCCGUCACGACUGGCUCCUCCAAGACUGCCAUCUCUGACAACAACGGCAGCAGCGCCAACGGCACCUCCUCAGCAGCCGCACUAUCCUCCAAAGCCACCUGCCCAUCCUACCCAACGAACGCCAUCAUAGCAGGCUUCUUCCCCGGGGCCAUCUUCGGCGCUGUCCUAGCCCUUCUAGCCGUCUUCCUCUACCGCAAACACCAGCAGAAACACCAACCCCCCUCAGCCAAAGUAGCCCAAUUCACGCGCCGCUCCUCGAAAGGCACCCUCAUCGGCAUCUCCUCCCCAAUCCCCUCCGACGAGACCUCCUACCGAACGGACUUCCUCCUCCGCCGUAACCGCAACACAAAGCGAUACUCCGAAGGCGCUCGCUCACGCAUCCAACGCACCGGGACCCGAGUCCGGACGAUGCACGCUCGUGUACCAGUGCCUGUUCCCCCGCUACCCAUCUCCGUAACGCCGUUGCAACCUGGACGGACGCCUUCGAAGAAGACACUGGCCCGUACGGAGAGCAUUAGGGUGUAUACACCGCCAGGCGUGUUUGCUACAACGGGUGUGUUGAAACCGGAACCGUAUCCAACGCAUAUAAGAACGGAGGGGACGUUUGAUGAUAUGGAGAAGUGA
Molecule: messenger RNA, 1134 nt
Organism: Aspergillus costaricaensis CBS 115574
Lineage: Eukaryota; Fungi; Ascomycota; Eurotiomycetes; Eurotiales; Aspergillaceae
Exons: 2
Coding region: 1-1134 (377 amino acids)
Source: RefSeq, a predicted model, not a curated record